AUGGAAGACCAGGUUCUUGGUUUGCAGCUGAAAUUUCCGAAGAAGCGACUCUGUGGUUCUUCAAAAGGAUGGUUAAUAGCUAUGAAUAUGGAUUUAGUAGUGACUCUUAUAAAUCCGUUUUUAAGGGUGAAAGGGAGGCAAAAGAGAGCAGAUUCCAUCAUCCAUCUUCCUCCUCUAGCUUGUCCAGAUCGUCUGCUUGACCGGGUAAAGGCUGAGUUUGUAAAUAAGGCGACAUUGUCAGCAGAUCCAAUAUUAGAGGCCGAUAAAUGCAUUGUUAUGGUCAUAUAUGAGCCAACUGGUCAUGAUUUGGCUUUCAUUAGACUCAACAAAGAUUCAUCAUGGACUUACAUUGUUGAUGAAAAAUUUAGCUCUCUCCAAGAUGUUGUUCAUGUUGGAGAUAAGUUUUAUGUUGUUGAACAAAUGGGAAGACUUUUUUCUUUUGAUAUUACUACUGAUCAAUCCAUCUCUAAUAAACAAUUGGUUGCUGGCGAUACCUUGGAAGAUUUCGAAUACGAAGUAAAGACAUAUAUCGUGGUUUUAGAUGAUAACGAAUGGUUGAUGGUUCAAAGGGUUGUUGAAUUUGAUCAUGGUGGUCGUUGGACAAAGGAAGUUAGGAUAUUUAAAUUGGAUUUUGACAAGUACAAGUGGAUUGAGACAGAAACCUUAGGUGAUGUUGCUCUAUUUUUGGGCGAUAACUUUUCGAUAUCUGUCAAGGCCUUGAAUUUUUCAGGAUGUCUGCCAAAUUGCAUAUACUUCAACUAUGAUUUUGAUCGUAUCAACAGUUAUCCAAAGAACCGCAUAUAUGAUGAUUAUGGCGUGUACAACAUUGAAAGUCGAAGCUUUUCGCAGGCUUACACCCAAGAGGCUAAGAGACUUUUGGAGAAGACCAUGCAACCUCCAUAUUGGGUCGUGCCUACUUUGCAGUUGUAA
This is a messenger RNA of Malus domestica (apple), 930 nucleotides long. RefSeq lists its product as uncharacterized. The record is from RefSeq and is a predicted model, not a curated record. Gene Ontology annotation, molecular function: protein binding. Lineage: Eukaryota; Viridiplantae; Streptophyta; Magnoliopsida; Rosales; Rosaceae.